CAUCCUGACCCUCUCCUUGUCGGCGGCCGGGGCUUUGCUUCUUCCUCUUCUUCCUCCGUUCAGAGAGAAGCAGACGGCCUUUCAAUCCCCUUUCUCGUGCUCCUUGAGAAGAUUCAAAUCGAUUUUAUGGAUAUGAGAAGCUGCGCUGCUCCGAUUCAUGAGCCCAGAGUUCCCACGGUUCUGUUGCAGCAAUUCCGGCCGUUCGAUCUCGUACUCUUCUCUCGAUUCACGCCCUGGUUCCUCUUCCUCCCGUUUGAUCUUCCCGCGUCGCCUUUAGCAGCUCUGUUAGGAUAAAUAAGAGGCAUAUUCUUGAUAAUUCUACUGAUAAGUUAGCCGGGGAGGGGUUUGACCAUUUGAGUGCGAAGUGAUUGACGGAAGAUUAAAGUGCAUGAAGGCAAGUAAAUGAAUACGUCACGAACCCGGGACAAACCUUCAGGUUGGGCUGCCUUUGCUCUUAAGCAGCAAGAAAAGCAACCUCUCGAACAGGACCCCUUCCCACCUAUUACGAUGAGGUCCCCUGGCUCAUUACCUGCAUCAGGAAACCAUAACAGGAAGAAUGACUUCUCGAAUCGUUCUUCCUCAUCGACUCUGUCGUCUCCCAUCAACUUUCCGACUUUGCCCGAUGCUAGGAACGGCCAGAGACAGCUUCAUAUGGGCGCUUCCUGUAAAACUCAGGACAAUAAACCACUUAUAGAAGACAGUAAUGCCACGGCAUUGAAGAAGCUAAAAGAAGUUCACAGUUGGGCUGAUGGUGGCUUUAUUGGAUACAUAGUGAAAGCUCUUGAUAAUGACAUCAAUCAGGCCUCAAUCUUGCUUGAAGGAAUGGUAUUAGCUGGGAUCUUUGAAGAUGGAAGAGAAAGAGAAGAAGUUUCUGUUCCUUCAAGGAAGUAUGCAGAUCCCAGUGCCCUUACUGCAACUCCAGUGCAUAAUCCAGAAGAGCUCUUAAGCUGCUCUAAAGAUGAAUGUGAUUUCUCCAGGAAGGACGACUGUGGUAAAACUGCUAGAACGAAAUUUCUUUUCGGAGAUUUGAAAUCCCUGCCUCUUGAGCCUGAGUGGGAGGAGGAUGAAGAUAUUUAUGUGAGAUAUCGUAAAGAUGCAAUAAGGGUGAUGAGAUCGGCAUCUCAGCAUUCAAGGGCAGCAAGAAAUGCCUUUCUGAGAGGUGAUCAUAGUUCUGCAAAGCAACACUCUCUCAAGGCUUGCGAGGAAUGGAUGGUGGCUGAAAGGCUUAAUUCUCAGGCAGCAAUGGAGAUUUUACGCGCUAGGAACGAUGGAAAUGAUGUGUGGAAAUUGGAUUUACACGGUCUUCAUGCGACUGAAGCUAUUCAAGUAUUGAGAGAACACCUUCAGAAAAUCGAAAGUCAGAUAUCCUUUAACCGCUCCAUAUCUCCCAGUAGGAAUAAUAGACCAUCUCAGAAGAAGGAUGCCGACGUCUGGUCCUCUUCAGUCAAGUCUUUGAUAAGCAAAGAUACUGACAACUCGACUCAGUCCCAUGCUUCCAGGCAAAUAUCAUCUUCAUUGCAAGUCAUCACAGGGGUUGGCAACCACAGUCGAGGGCGAGCUGCACUUCCAGCAGCCGUGAGAAGUUUUCUCAAUGAAAAUGGAUACCAUUUUGAUGAGAUAAGGCCGGGGGUCAUAACUGUUAGGCCCAAAUUCCGGCGCAGGUGAACUGCGUACUUCCAUGAUCUUGUUAGCUAACAUCAGAGGCCAGGCCUAUCCAUUCUAUUGAUUGUCCAUUAUAUACCAGUUGCCUGUAUAUAUACAUUCUAUUUAGAAAUUGAUGAAACUUUUAUCUUUAAGGAUUCUUAAGAUUGUUAUAAAUAGAAAUUAUGCCUGAUGUUGUAAGCUAGCGGUUGUAAUAAACUGUGUCGAGGUUGAGGCAUGAGAUUGAUAUGAAUCCAGAAUGAAUGGAACAUAGGCUGAUCAUAAUUCAUGAUGAGGUUUACUGAGAUUGUCGUAUGCCUCAUUUUCUUUUUAUUUUGCUAAUUGGCUAAAAUGGAUAUUUGCCGUGCAGUUGCAUUCGGAACGAGUGAUGAAAAUGGUCGGAAAAUGGCUUAUCUUAAUAAAAAAAAGAGUAUAUUUUUUUAAAAAGAACAAGUAUUUGCUUGAGGAUAACUUUUUAUUCGUUUAGGCGCAUGUUUGCUUUUGGUUGGACUAGGACUAUAACACUUUUCAUAUCGGUAUCAAAUUGUUGCUUGCAAGUCAUGGAAAAAUUUUGCCGGUUCAAUUGCGGGGGAGACUGAAGUCCCCCGGUUUGCCAAUUUACUUGCGGGAGCGUGAGGUGGGUGGGAGGGAGUCCAAAGGCGUACUCCGGCAUCAAGUCAUGUUGCGUGAGAAUUUCGACAACAGGAGGCCAUUGCAUCAAAGGAGAAGCUUACAAAGCCCUGUAUUCUGAAUUCUCUCAAGCUGAAGUUGAACUUUGCAGCUCAGUAUCAUAACUUCAAUGACAAAGUAUUUCAUGGUCUGGGUUGACAAUCCCGUCCCUAUUGUUAAAAGAAUGGUCCUUCGGACCCCGGCCAUGAUAUCUCUUCUAAGGAUGAUGAACCUUUAGUUGAAUACACCUCGCUAUAUGCAUGGCACGAGGGAUGACCGCUGUAAUGGCAGCAAGAAAGGGAAGAAUCGUAAGUAUGAGCUGCAAACUGGGUAGCAAGUGGGUCAAGGCGUACCAAUCGUCCAUAACUCCAAGGGAGUGUUGUUCAGUAGCUUAGCGGGCGGCAUCAGUGCAUAAUCAACAGUCAUGUGCGAGAGUCGUUCCAAAUUGAAAUGGGAAGAUUCACUUGACCCAUCUUUUGCAGUGUUCUAUACCUUGGCUUCGCAAAACUUAUUUUAAUGCGAAGUACAUGUGAUGGUUGACUGCCCGAUCUACAUAUUAUAUUUU
Messenger RNA from Punica granatum (pomegranate), 2875 nucleotides. NCBI's taxonomy places the organism in Eukaryota, Viridiplantae, Streptophyta, Magnoliopsida, Myrtales, Lythraceae. The record is from RefSeq and is a predicted model, not a curated record.